GCUCCGUCACAUAACGCUUGAAACUCCAGGCUGCAGGCCCACCUGUCAGAGCUCGAGUCAAUCCGCCAGCUUUUCUCAACGCAUACGCACGUUCAGUGGAUGGCACUCAGCUUCAACACGCUGAAUCCUAAAGGGCAACGCGGUUUUGGAAUUGGCCCCGUGGUGGAUGCUGCGAUUGAGCAAGGGUAGGGCUGCGAAUUAAAGAUGCCGUCGCGCAAUCGGCAAGCGCAUUCAUCCGCAACGGAGGCAGCGGAGGAGGAACAGACCGGUCUUCGUCGACUCCGCUUCAACGAGCCGAUCUCAUGGCGGGCAGGCAGACAGAUUCUCGUGGCGGAUUUGCUUCGGCGACUGGAAUCUCUCGCUGCUGAGCUGCGGGAGCUCGACCAGGAAGAUACGGAUAGGGAUUCGUUGACAAAGGUCUCACAGGAGCUGGCGAGCGGACAUCUUCUCGGACACAGAGAUAAAGGUGUCAGAGCCUGGACAGCAUGCUGUGUGGUGGACAUAUUGCGCUUAUGCGCGCCGGAUGCGCCGUUCACUGCGAACCAAUUGAAAGAUAUUUUCACCAUGAUCGUCACUUCUAUAAUACCCGCUCUUGCAAAUCCGUCCAAUGCCUAUAAUGACCAGCAUGUCUACGUUCUAUCAUCGCUAGCCGAGGUCAAAAGUAUCAUUUUGUUGACCGACCUUGAUGCGCCUGAUACGUUGAUCCUCCCGCUCUUCUCGUCUUGCUUCGAUAUCGUCUCUGGAUCGUCGAAGGCUUCCACUGGUGAACCUUUAGCCAAGAACGUGGAGUACGACAUGAUACGGCUUCUAGUGCCCGUUAUUGAUGAAGCAUCCAGCCUUGCCCCAGAAGUGGUGGAUGCGAUUAUUGCCCAAUUUAUUCGUGUCGAUCCACGACUUCUGGAUGGUUCCGGAAAUUCCAAAACUAAAAAAGAUGCCGUGGUUGAUACGAAGCAGGCAACUUUAUUGAUGAAGGAUUAUCCUCCGGCAUAUAAUAUGGCAAAGGCCAUAUGCAACGCAUGCCCUGAAAAGAUGACGAGCUAUGUUAGUCAAUAUUUCAAUAACGUUAUCAUCGAUGCGUCGGAAUCAACGUCCAAUGGACACUCAAAGCGCCAUCGUCAUAUUGAUCUUGGCGAUUCCGACGAGGAGGGAGAAAAUGUUAAAGAAUUAGACAAGGCACAUCGAUUGAUACGGGAAUUAUGGCGUGCUUGUCCAGAUGUUUUGCAAAAUGUGAUACCCCAGCUGGAAGCAGAGCUUUCUGCGGAGUCGAUGUCCCUUCGAUUGCUUGCGACACGGACAAUCGGCGAUCUAGCUUCUGGUAUCGGCGUGGCAGGACCGCCUCCGCCUGCGUCCAUGGAUCCAGCUGCAUAUCCUCCAACGUCACUGAAUAGCGAAUCUGGAUCUGAAAUUUCGACUUCCUCGAAUGCAUUAUUAACGCCUUUGUCUCCCAGGCCUUUUUCGCAAGCCCAUUCUGCCGCAUACGAAAGCUUCCUAACCCGACGACAUGAUAAGUCCGCAUCAGUGCGUGCUGCCUGGGCUACUGCGAUUGGGCGGAUUUUACUCACUUCUGCCGGUGGCUCGGGUUUGAGCGAUGACGAGGAGAAAGACUUGAUGGAAGGGCUUAAAAGGAUGCUAGUAGACGCCGACGAGAAGGUUAGGAUUGCAGCUGUGAAAGUUCUUGGAACUUUCUCCUUCCCCAACGUGAUUAGAAAGCUUGGUAUAGAUGGCGGGCUCUCGGAAUCGGACUCCCUUCUCUCCACUUUGGCCGAACGAGUGAAAGAUCGAAAACAUGCCGUUCGUCAACAUGCUAUGACCAUUCUCGGAACAAUGUGGGCCGUAGCCGCGGGGGAGAUUGAGGUGAAUAAUGAGCUGGUUGUCCCCAUCCUCAAAGACGCUCCGUCAAGGAUACUCGAAGCUUAUUACACCAAUAUCAAUGAAGUCCACGUUCUUCUUGACCACGUCAUAUUCGAAAUCUUACUUCCCCUGACCUAUCCUCCGCUUAAAAUGAAACGCUCGAAAACCGAGUCAAGCCAGUCGCGAAAAGCAAAAUCCUCCGAGGAAGAGCAAAUUGACCCAGAGGCCAUACGUGUCCGCCGAAUCUUGACCUUGGCGAAGAAUUUAGACGAAAAGGCGAAGACAAUACUCUUUGCUCUUCAAGGUCGACAAUUGAAUAUGAGGACCUUUGUGAGCUUCUAUCUACAAGCCUGCGAGGAAUAUAAUGGAGGCGUGAUGGAUAGCAACGAAGAUGCGAUCAAGACCAGGUUGACGAAGGUUAUUGAUUCUUUAUCGAAGACUUUCCCUGACUCCUCGCUUGUAUCGGCCGACCUGUGGAAAUUUGCAAAAAUGCAUGAUCGCCGCAGUUAUCAGCUUAUACGUUUUGCCAUGGCUGCUACAUCGGACUACCGAACUGUGACCAAAGCCAUUAGAGAGCUAACAAGUCGUAUCCAAUCAAACACCUCGGCCACUUCAUCCAUGCUUGGAAACCUUCUUCCGUUGGUCUAUCGGAGUAGCUCCUUGAUCUUCAACCGAAGCCAUGUACCCGCCACGAUGAAAAUAUCGAGAACUGACGAGUUGGGAUUGGGAAAUAUAGCACACGAGAUGUUACGAGAGAUUUCGUCACAUAAUCCGGAGGUGCUUGAAGCACAUGUACAGGAAAUGUGCAAAGAUUUAGAAUCCCAUGCUCCUACAGCUAACCUCCCAGACGACCCAGGUGUGGAGGAGAUCCUAAAAGCUUGUGCGGGGUUUGCGAAGAAACUCCCGAAUAAGCUACCAAAGGAACGAAAGUUCUUAGCUGCACUGUCAAACUAUGCGUUAUACAGCUCAUAUCCUCACGCGGCUAAAAAUGCGGUUACGAUUCUCAUGGCCGCUGCGGAGACGAAGGAGAUGUACGCUAGGGAUCUGAUCAAAAAGAGCAUCCACGGGUGUUCAUACGGCGCUGAACACUUCCUUACCAAACUUGCUACGAUCUCACAGCUAAACCUCCUUGUCCCACGAGAAGUUGAUGAAGAAGGGGAUACGGUCCUCGAUAUUGCGACCAAGCAGAUCCUGCUCGCUAACCUUAAUCCUGAACCGGAUUCGGAAUAUGCAUGGUCUGCCACUAUGGAUGAAGAGACCUCAGCGAAAGAAUGGGCGCUCAAAAUCCUUGUGAACCGGAUCCGGUCAAAAGAAAUCUCCGAAGAAGAUGAAAGCCACUUUCGGGAAUAUGCCCAACCUGUAUAUACUAUUCUCAACACCCUCAUUGCGAACUGGGGUGAGCUCUCUAAAGCGAGAGAUACCCCUGCGUCUCAGAAGUCAAGGCUUCGCCUUCUGGCUGCGAAAUCCGUUCUUAAAUUAUGCGCAGCUCGCCCCCUGUGCGAUCGGAUGCUUACUGCCGCCCAUUUUAACUCGCUUGCCCUAGUUGCCAUGGAUCCCCUGUUAGAAGUGAGAUCUGAAUUUAUAUCCCAGCUGAAAAAGAAACUGGUGCAACCACCGCAUCUUUCUCCUCGUUGGUAUGCUAUCACAUUUUUACUAGCGUUUGAGCCAGUUACCAGCUUGUAUGAUAGCACCUUGACCUGGCUCCGGUCCCGCACUGCAUUCUUCUCUCGACAAGUCCAAGGCAAAUCUCCAGAACAGCAGACACUAAUGGAGUCUCUCUUUGCACGCCUCCUGUCUCUCCUUGCCCAUCAUCCUGAUUAUCCACCUGAGGACUCCGAUGAGUCGACUAAAGCUAAGGACUUACUCGAUUUCACGCGCUAUAUCCUAUUUUACCUUACUGCAGUUGCAAACGAAAACAAUCUUUCUUUAAUUUUCCACAUUGCCCAACGCGUGAAGCAGACGCGAGAUGCAAUAUCGGAGACUGAGUCGGAUGUGAUAUCCACCAGACUUCAUACGUUGUCCGAUCUUUCACAAGCCACAAUACGCCGCUUUGCAGAGGUAUAUUCCCAACAGCACAAGAUUGGCGGCAGCAGCGGAAGUGGAGCUGCAAAUAUCCUACAGACAUAUCCAGGCAAGAUGAGACUUCCCGGUUCUUUAUUUACUACACUCAGCAGCCAUCGCGAGGCUCAGGAGAUCGCCACGAAAAAUUUCCUGCCGCAAGAAGUCGACGAGCGCUUAGAUAAGAAAGUUCGAGAUUUUAUGAGGCCUAAAACGCACGCAGGCAGAAAACGGAAAGUUGAGCUAGGACAUGGCGACAAAAGCCGCGACGAAGCAAUGGGAUCUGCUAAGAAGCCACGCAGGGAGAAAAGUAGCCGGAGAAAGUCAUCUUCUGGAACAGCCGGAACUAAGCCUACCAAACGGAGAAAAGCAGAUGAAGAUGAUUGGGAGAGUGACGGCGGAGAGACUCGCAAGAAAUAUUCCGGUUCCUCUUCUUCUGCUGCUCGACGACGAAGUGGUCGCGGAUUAACGAAGACGGAUAUCAAUUACGCCGAAGAAGAUAGUGAUGAGGCUGAUAAGGAGAUGGAAAAAUGGAAUACAAGCCAUGGUCGGAAGGAAAAGGUGGAAAAUAACCAUGACUCUCCCGAUUCAGAUGAUGAAGAGCAGCUGUCCGAGCUUUCCUCCAACAAUAGCGAUAAGGGAACACCGCCAUCAGACGAGGAGCCCGACGAAGACGCUGAUAUGAGCGGCGUCGAGAAGUCGUCUACACCGCCUCCCCAGGCUCGAAGAAGCUCCAGAUCUAAAAUUUCGCUGUCCCCCGUCGUCCCAAAAGCCGGGAGGGGCAGGCCACCAAAGUCAAGACCGAAGGAAGUGGAAGAAAAAUCAGCGAAGAAGAAAACUGCAGGGGGUAGAGUGACACGUCGAGGUCGUUGAAGUGUGAUAAUUUCCUAUAUAAUCCACUGUUGACUAUAUACGUGGUAGCUUCCUGGCAGCAAAGCCUUGUGUUUCCCUUUUCUACGUGUUCCACCCCGAAACUAUUUCCGAUGUAUAUGUGCCAUAUUUCCCAGUGAUUCUCAUCUUCACUUUGAUUUUAGGGUCGAUUUUUCACUACGAGUGAGUAGUUAUGCGGCUUGAACAGUCUCCCUUCCGUCGACUAGCUAGUCAGUUCUGAGGUUCUUCAAGUGCAAAUCUAGCGGUUCAUGUAUGAUGUUAGCAGCCUUUACAGAUUAAAUAUGACCCUGUGUUUUCCCUAUGCCUACGAUGCGCGAAGCUUCUGGGAAGAUUCGAGUUAGCCAA
Molecule: messenger RNA, 5145 nt
Organism: Coccidioides immitis RS
Lineage: Eukaryota; Fungi; Ascomycota; Eurotiomycetes; Onygenales; Onygenaceae
Product: bimD protein
Exons: 3
Coding region: 205-4782 (1525 amino acids)
Biological process (GO): mitotic sister chromatid cohesion; DNA repair
Cellular component (GO): nucleus; chromatin
Source: RefSeq, a predicted model, not a curated record